AUGACGCCAUCGUAUUCCAUUGAGUGGCUCUCCCAAAGCUAUCACUCCAAAUCGACAGGGAAGAAGAGUGCAGCAGAAAAAAUGGCGACAACUUUAAAACAUCACAUUCCUUGCUUGCCUCAGCCUUGUCCACCAACAACACGCUGCAAAGGAUCUCUACAACCUAAAGAACAGAGUCUGAAGAAAAGUUUUCUACAUGAGAGAGAAAAAACUGAGCCAGAUUCUGUUUCAUUGCCCAGUCCAUUGUUCUCAUCUUCUCCGAUUCUUUCAGAAAGCAGCGGAGAGUCAUCUGGUUAUGAAAGCGAAACUGUUCUAUCAGAAGCCACCUCUGUUGACGGAGAAGAUGGUCGAUGUGAUGAUUCCGGUUCUCAUCGAAAAAUGCGAACGAAAUUUACAUCGGAUCAAAUUUACAAACUGGAGAACACAUUCAGUAAGAACAAGUACUUGGGCACUUCCGAGAGAUUGAAAGUGGCAGCAAAACUACAUCUUUCUGAAACCCAGGUGAAAACGUGGUUCCAGAACCGAAGAAUGAAACUAAAGCGUGAGAUGCAAGAUCUACGUCCAGACUUCUUGAAUCCUGCUCUAAUGCCUCAAAUGAUGUUCCAGCCCGUUUCUUCUCUCCAGCACUUCAACAACCCUGUGCAGCAGCUUGCACUCCCCCCUCGCAGCCCAGAGACCCAUCCCAUACCCAUCUACCCAUCCCUCAUGCAACAAAUGGCAUUCCCUCAGUCUCCACUCCACCAUCUGCUGCUGGCUUCUGUUAAUGAGGACUGCACUGCAAAAAUAUAUAGGUCUCCUUACCUUUGUGCAAUAUAA
Polyodon spathula (Mississippi paddlefish) is the source of this 816-nucleotide messenger RNA. Its product is annotated as homeobox protein vent1-like. The coding region runs from base 1 to 816 and encodes 271 amino acids. Gene Ontology annotation, cellular component: nucleus. Gene Ontology annotation, biological process: regulation of transcription by RNA polymerase II; cell differentiation. Lineage: Eukaryota; Metazoa; Chordata; Actinopteri; Acipenseriformes; Polyodontidae. The record is from RefSeq and is a predicted model, not a curated record. The transcript has 3 exons. Gene Ontology annotation, molecular function: RNA polymerase II cis-regulatory region sequence-specific DNA binding; DNA-binding transcription factor activity, RNA polymerase II-specific.